Acanthaster planci (crown-of-thorns starfish) is the source of this 1988-nucleotide messenger RNA. RefSeq names its product VPS29 retromer complex component (gene vps29). Gene Ontology annotation, biological process: retrograde transport, endosome to Golgi. Gene Ontology annotation, cellular component: retromer complex. Lineage: Eukaryota; Metazoa; Echinodermata; Asteroidea; Valvatida; Acanthasteridae. The record is from RefSeq and is a predicted model, not a curated record.
AUAAAUUAUUAUAAGUAUACCCUUCUCCAGUUGUGAUCUGUCUCCACCACGCUCUACUGUACUGUACGCCCACACUUCUGAAGCAAAAUGUUGGUUCUGGUAUUAGGAGAUCUUCACAUCCCUCAUCGGCAGAGUGGUUUGCCAGCCAAGUUCAAGAAGCUACUGGUCCCAGGCAAGAUCCAACAUAUUUUGUGCACUGGCAAUCUCUGCACUAAGGAAUCUUAUGAUUAUCUCAAGACACUUGCCAGUGAUGUUCACAUUGUCAGAGGAGACUUUGAUGAGAAUGUCUCCUAUCCAGAACAAAAGGUGGUCACUGUUGGACAGUUUCGCAUUGGUAUAUGCCAUGGUCACCAGAUUAUUCCUUGGGGGGAUGUGGAGAGCCUUGCAAUGGUGCAGAGGCAGCUGGAUGUAGAUAUCCUUAUUUCAGGGCACACACACAAGUUUGAAGCAUUUGAGCAUGAGAAUAAAUUCUAUAUCAACCCAGGCUCAGCGACUGGUGCGUUCAACGCAUUAGAAAGCAACAUCAACCCUUCAUUCGUACUUAUGGACAUCCAGGCAUCGACGGUUGUUACAUAUGUUUAUCAGCUGAUUGGAGAUGAUGUCAAAGUAGAGAGAAUUGAAUAUAAGAAAAACUGAGGAUUUGGAUGUUGAAACCUUACAAAUAUUGCAGCCUUAUUUUGGAAGAACAGCGCUGUGCUCAUUUUCUUUAUUUAAACCUUCUCCAUCAAAAAAUGUCUUUUAAUUACAAAAAAUAUGAUUUGUUAAUCAAAAAAAUUUAAACCAAAUUUAUAACAUAACUACAUGCACACAUAAGAGAUAAACGUGGGAAGUUUACAUAGUCAUUGAAGCCUUUAGUAGUUUCUUAACUGAUAGACGCAGAUGAGAAAGAUGAACUGGCAUUUAUUGUGCAUAGUACUGUAGGUUUUUAUCCCAUGUAUUUGACAGACAUUUUGGAGGGGGAGCGUAAUGCAUGAGCAGUUUCUGUGAGAAAGAUGCAGUAAAAUAGGAUGUCGUGUUGUGCAUAAAGGUAUGAAUUUAAAGCACUGAAAUGUGUGAUGUGUUCUGUCUAAACCUGAUGUCCAUAGGCAGCUGGUCAAACAAGUUUCAGAAAGUUGUAAAAUGCAGAUCUACCCAUUUACAUUUAUGGUUUAAUGUUUGGAAAGAAAUACUGUAAGACCGUCUUUGGCAAAAUUAUGCCAAUGUGAUGUUUAUGGUGACAAAGUGAGGAAGAACUUUUUGUCCUAUUUCCAUUUCAAGAUUAAAAUGCCCAGAAAUGUUUGCUUUUGGCAAAAAUGUCACACAUGAAAGUGUUUACUGACUCGGACUGUAAUACAUGUAUCUUGUACAGUUUUGUUUUGCUACGUGCAUGAAUGCCUACCACUUGCAAAAUGUAAUACAAAAAAAACCACAGUUUUUAUCACUUCUAUAAAAUUACAUCAUUGCAAUUAUUUCCCAAAGCCUAAAGAAUACAUCUGUUUAACAGCCUUGUACAUUUUGCAAAAUCAUCAUUUAACAGACUUAAGUUGUACAUGAAUCAAAGGACUUGUACAUAUCCUUUGAAAAAAGAAUUUCCACAGUUUAAUAAGGAAAAGAUUUUCAAAUACAUGGACAUGUAAUCUUUGUGUUAAAAUGCAUCUAGAUUGCAGUGGCACACAUGACUGAAAAAGUGUUGAUAAAUUCAAUGAACACUAUCAACUGGAGAUGGUUUUGAUCCCGUUUUAAACAAAAUAAACUUUGAAGAAGUUGUGUUAUUCCAAUUCCUUGUUAUAUAAAAGAUGAAAGUAUGCUAUAAAACCUUAAGCCAACUGGCUGGCUGUCCUUGAAACACGCAUUUUCACAGAAAAAUUAUGUGCAGGUGAGCAUUUACAAGUUGCAUAGAUGGCUGCUCUCCAUAAUUGUUCACAUUAACUCAAGUUUGAAGUAUUUGAGGUCAGCUGUGUAUUAUGUAAAAUAAACAUGAACUGAAUAUACUCAUGAACUGGACUUAU